AAGUAAAGACAGAGGGCGACAGUGAGGCCAAGUUCUGAGAAAAAUAUAUUUCACCUUCUUUUCCUUUUACCCAAAAUGCUCGGCUACUGUCGGUGACCAUGGACCGCGCUUACUAACAUAAAAUAUUUUAAUUCAGGGUAACUAUAUUAAGAAGAAUAAUGAAUAAGGGCGAGUGAUAAACAUGGCUAUGAGGGAAGAAGGAGAGCUCUUACAAAAUAAAGCGAAGCACCAAGAUGGGAUUGGCAGUACGACCAACACUGAAAGCUUUAGGAAUGGAUAUGUCAAGAGCUGCGUCACCCCUUUAAAACAAGAUCACCAAAGGGGCUGUUUGGCCAACGUAUGUCGGUUUUGCAAUGUGGAUUUUAUCGGAUCUCAUAAAUUUAGCGGAUUUGCAUUUUACUUUGGCGCGUUUUUUGCGUUAGGAGUUUCUUUUCUAGUUUUCUGGAGCCUUCAAAGUGGACUGAGUUCCUCAGAGCUUCUGCGGAGUUUACAGUCAUUUCUUCUGGGCUUCUCGCAGUCUGUUAGCCCGCUGUUUAGCAUAGGCUGUGCCUUCUUCUUUUUAACGUUUUAUCUGAAGAGAACCAAGAAAGAGAUUAGCAGAAUUUGGCUUCUUUCUUUGCCAGCAUGUUGUUACUUAGGAGAUUUUUUGGUGUUGCAGUGCUUGUUCUGGAAAGAAGAUCCCCACCAGAUGCAAAUGGUGGGCAGGUUGCUGUUUGUACUGGGCUGUGUGGGCUUACUGACUUUAUUUCCCACUUUAAAACUCAAACACAAUGUGUUGAUUUUAAUCUUCGCCAGUUUGCUUUGGCUAGUCUCUCUAACUAACCUCAAGCCUUUGCCCCAACCUGUCCGACCCUUGUUAGCAUGUUGUUUUGGGAUCACUGGGUCGGUGUUGUCACUCUGUUGUGAUCAUUUCUUUCAGACGAAGGAAGCUCAUCCCAGGACGCUUGCUGUCGAGGAUAAAGUGCCUGUGAUCAGACCAAGAAGGAGGUCCAGCUGUGUAUCGUUAGGAGAAACUUCAUCCAGUUAUUAUGGGAGUUAUAAUAAAAUGCCUCGAAGACCUUCUUUGCCUUGCAUUUCCCGGGAACAGAUGAUUCUCUGGGACUGGGAUCUGAAGCAGUGGUACAAACCUCACUAUCAGAAUGUUGGUGCUGGAAGUGGAGUAGACAUGUCAGUUGUAAAUGAAGCCCGGAAUAUGGUGUCUGACCUGCUUUCAGAUUCUUCUCUUUCUCCUCAUGUGAUUUCAACUUUGCGAAGUCUCAGCAGUCUGCUGACUUCCUUCUCAGGUUUAUGCAGGCCCAAAGUCAACCCAUUUACACCCUUCCCUGGCUUUUAUCCUUAUUCAGAAAUGGAAGAUAUGUCGGACAAACCAGAGCGAAAACUUCACAAGGGAAUGAGCAGCAGAAAUAGUUUACCUACCCCACAACUUAGAAGGAGUUCUGGAACCUCAGGCUUGUCUCCAGCUGAUCCAUCUUCCACCAGGUGGGAUCGUAACAACGGCAAAAGAACUCACCAAGAAUAUGGUACUUCAAGUCAAACACCACAGCCAAAUGGUCCCUCUAAUGCAAAUUUUCUGACAAUCCCCAAACCAAGGUCUUCAUCAGUGACUUUGGGUCAUCAUCUUGGUCCUAGGAGAGCGGGUACGUCUCCUAGUCUAAGUCCUGUGAGUUCCCCAAGCCAUGGAUCUACUCUGUUAAACAGGUCCCCAGUAGAAUUUCCUGACACUGCAGAUUUUCUUACGAAGCCAAGUUUGAAUCUACAUAAACCACCUGGGUAUUUUCUCAGCUCCUCAGAUUCUCAGCAGCAAUUUAGGACAUCUAGUAGCCAUAUAUGCACCAGCUGUGGACGUCAGAUAUUGAAGCCUGUUCAGAAUUUAGAAUUUGGAGAGAGGAUUUCACAGACUGGUGCAGAUUACCACCAUAGAAAAUCAGGGGAAAAUCUUGAAAAUACAAGUAGCCAUGCCUCUCACAAAGAUUCCAGCACACAGCAUGAAGUAAAAGAAGCAAAAGAUUCUACAGGGAGAGUAACAAAUGUGUUACAGACAGAUCAGGAGCACAGAACUAAACUACAUGAGGGUGAACAAGAUCCUAUGAAAACACUGCUUUCGGAAGAAGAAUGUGAAUCUUUAAUGGAAGAGUUAGAUAAUUGGAAUUUCCCAAUUUUUAACUUAAUGGAGAAGAUGGGUGGAAAGACUGGAGAAAUUCUUCGACAGGUAUCUUACUCCCUGUUUCAAGACACUGGCUUAUUUGAAAUCUUUAAAAUUCCUGUAAAAGAAUUUCUGAACUACUUUCAAGCACUAGAAAAUGGAUACCGGGACAUUCCAUAUCACAAUCGUAUCCAUGCCACAGACGUUCUUCAUGCAGUUUGGUACCUAACAACACGUCCUGUGCCGGGAUUUCAGCAGUUCCAUAGUGAUCACAUAACAGGAAGUGAUACAGAUUCUGACAGUGGCAUUUCACCGGGUCGAGUUGCCUAUGCCUCUUCUAAGAGCUGCCUUAUUACUGAUGACAGCUAUGGUUGUCUAACAUCUAGUAUACCUGCCUUGGAACUGAUGGCACUUUAUGUAGCAGCUGCUAUGCACGACUAUGAUCAUCCUGGUCGCACAAAUGCAUUCCUUGUGGCAACAAAUGCUCCACAGGCUGUACUUUACAAUGACCGUUCUGUAUUGGAGAACCAUCAUGCAGCUGCUGCCUGGAAUCUCUUCCUGUCUCAGCCAGAGUACAACUUUCUUGUUAACCUUGACAAUGUGGAGUUCAAAAGGUUUCGUUUUUUAGUGAUUGAGGCAAUCCUUGCCACAGAUCUGAAGAAACAUUUUGAUUUCCUUGCAGAAUUUAAUGCCAAGGUUAACGAUGUAAGCAGUCCUGGAAUAGAUUGGAAUAAUGAAAAUGACCGCAUGUUAGUGUGCCAGGUUUGCAUUAAAUUGGCAGACAUUAACGGCCCAGCAAAGAUUAGGGAACUGCACCUGAAGUGGACGGAAGGCAUUGUAAAUGAAUUUUAUGAGCAGGGCGAUGACGAAGCAAGCAUUGGUUUACCGAUUAGCCCUUUUAUGGACCGUUCAGCUCCUCAACUGGCAAAAUUGCAAGAGUCUUUUAUUACUCAUAUUGUGGGGCCUUUAUGCAAUUCCUAUGAUGCAGCAGGGCUACUUCCAGGUCAGUGGAUGGAUGAACAGGAAGGUGAAGAUCCCUCUGAGUGUGCAGAAGAUGAGGAAGAUGAGGGUGAAGAAUUAGAAACCGACGAUGAAUUAGAAGAUGAUCUUGAGCCAAAACCUCAGAGGAGAAAACGUGGGCAGAGGAUAUUUUGCCAAAUAAUGCACCACUUGACUGAAAAUCAUAAAAUAUGGAAGAAACUGAUUGAGGAGGAGGAAAAGAGCACAGUAGAACUGAGUAAACAGCAGACAGAUAAUUCAUCCUUACCUCAAACAUCAGAUGAAAUCCAGGUAAUCGAGGAAGCAGAUGAAGAAGAAGAAAGACAGCAGGGAGAUGAAAAGAAACUUUGAAGUGCUACUACACUGCUGUAUUGCAUUGGAGAACAUGUACUAAAUUGUCACUGUGUUGAUAUUAGAAAAAUCACACCUCGUGUCAUGCUGAAAAAGGCCUUAAUACUGUGAGAGGGAUCUUGCUGCUUGAGCAGGUUUCACACUCAAAUGCACUUUCAACCCAUGGAAAAUAAAACUUUAAUGAAAGAUUGAAGGUUUUAUACAACAAUACAAUGAUCGACUCUUUCAUGCCCCCAUGGUGCAGAAAUACCUUGUGAUGCUGCCUUGCUGAACACAAAGCGCUUACUUUCCAUGAGGUACUUACAAAAAUUUCAGAAAAUCUGUUCUUGUGACUACAUUUACCAAAGUGACCAGAUCAUUUUGUUAAAAUGAGGACAUUGAUGGAUUAUAUGAAAGUAUUUCCUAUUGUCAGCAUUUAUUAUUUAUGUUUCUUUUUGUUUCAACAAUGAAUUGGGAAACAUUUGUGCCUGAUAGAAAACCAGUUUGGAACAUUGCAGCACAGAUUAUGGUGUAUGGAUCUUUCUCAGCAACCUAAGUCAGUGCUGUUCAUCCAUAUUUGCUAGUCCAUUUUGAUGACUGUGACAGAAAAGAGUAUUUGAAUUCUAAAUCUGUGACUGAAAACUUCAAGCUGCAUCAUUUUCUGAUGCCUUUUAAUAUUGUGUAUAAUCUGCCUUGUAUGGUUUUUAUUUUCCUGCAGAAAAGUUCAGGAACACGUUUUGACAAACUAAGUUGGUCUGCUCCCAGAAACAUCUGUUUUCCUUCAUUUGGUUACUGUUCUGUGGUAGAACAAGGAAGAUUUUUUUAAUGAAGGGAUUUUUUUUUAUUUAGACAAUAAUGUAUUUUUUCACUGUUACUCAGGAUUCAUAUUUAGAGACCGAUAGAGAAUAUUGCACGAUAAUUAAAACACAGGAAUUAAGUCUCACAUAGGUGUCACAUCAAAUUUUGAUUUUUUUUUUCCUUUUGGUGAGGAAAAAAGUGAAAUAACUUAGUUUAUUUAUUCUUUGUACGCUAAUGUCUGGACUGAUGAGUGUGUGUAAAAAAAAAAUGUGAAACAAAGAUUUUCCAAAAACAAACUUUGUUUAACUGCCAGAUGCUUUAAUAUUUCCUUUACACAUGCACCUUUGCCCAGGGAUAACUCGCUGCAAAUUCCUGAUGUAGGUGGUUGCUCACCGAUGCUUUCAUAUAACUAAAAAUAAAACAAAUGCGUACAUUGAAUAAAUAAGAUGGCAGGUUUCUUUGCCGUCUUCAUAAUGUAUGCAGCUGUAUGAUAACUCUGGUGUGAAAAAAUGUAUUUUUUCAUAUUAGGACAGUGUACACAUGGUGUACUUCUUGCUGAGUGCACAGGAGAAUGUAACACUGACUGUUAAAUACUGUAAUUUGUGUAUUCCCAUACAGUAUAACUUUAAUUUAAACCAUGCUGUACAUAGUAAGAUUGUUAGUCUAGUAAAGAGAUCUGUGGAUAACCAUUGCCUUUUCAACAGCCUUCAGUAAUAUUUCACUUGUAUUAUGUAGUGCAGGGUAUGUUUUAUUUGUUGUUUGCGUGAGAAAAAGAGAAGCGACACAUGAGUAAGCAUUAGAGAAACACAGCCUUAAAUCGGUUCAGUGCUUAUGUCGCAUCUUAUAACUGUCGACUACCUAAUAACAGCAGUAAACAGUUAUAAGAUUCUGAAUGCCUAUAUAUUAUUGAGUUGCUAUAAUUCAGAGUAUUAUACAACUAUUAUCACAAAGUAUGGAGAAUUUUUUGUAAUUCUGUUAUUUUUAAUAUAUAUAUAUAUAUAUAUAUAUAUAUAUAUAUAUAUAUAUAUAUAUAUAUUCCAGACAUUCCACAAAAGCAGUAUAAUUAUUAUGACCAUAUUAUCAGAAAGACUCCAUUAUAAAGAUAAUUGCAAGGAAACGCAUGUACAACUCAUACACAAUGUUUGUAAUCUGUAUUAGGCUGCAGGUGUGUAAUUUUCUUAUGCAGACUGUAUAAAAGCAAGUAAAUGUGCACCUUUUCAUACCAAACAAGUGUUUAAAUUCUGCACAGACUAUCAUCUUGAUAAAAGUAUAAUCCAGUCAAACCUUUUUUUAAUUACAAUGGACUGUAUUGAAUGCAAAGCAUUUUUAUAUCUGCCUCUGAAAAUAUGUUGUACAUAGAAAACCUGCAAUUACAGUCGUCACCAGAGUUUUUAAUUCUAAAGCUGUUGACCUAUGUAAAUUCAGCAGGCACGAUCUGUAGGUACUUUAUGUAUUUGUAUUUCUCUUUACAAUUACUUAUUUUGGUAAAUCACUAAACACUCUGUUAUUUAUUACACACAGUCUGUGCCAAACUCUCCUUCUCUUACCCCAGUCAUCACUUACUUCGGCAAUGUUCCCACUAAGCAUUUUUACCAGUAAUAAACUUCAGCAAGUUAAAAUGAAAAA
Molecule: messenger RNA, 5896 nt
Organism: Protopterus annectens (West African lungfish)
Lineage: Eukaryota; Metazoa; Chordata; Ceratodontiformes; Protopteridae
Gene: PDE3B
Product: phosphodiesterase 3B
Exons: 16
Coding region: 182-3493 (1103 amino acids)
Biological process (GO): signal transduction
Cellular component (GO): membrane
Molecular function (GO): protein kinase B binding; 3',5'-cyclic-AMP phosphodiesterase activity
Source: RefSeq, a predicted model, not a curated record